Molecule: messenger RNA, 835 nt
Organism: Sphaeramia orbicularis (orbiculate cardinalfish)
Lineage: Eukaryota; Metazoa; Chordata; Actinopteri; Kurtiformes; Apogonidae
Gene: ecm1a
Product: extracellular matrix protein 1a
Exons: 3
Coding region: 49-582 (177 amino acids)
Biological process (GO): signal transduction; regulation of bone mineralization
Cellular component (GO): extracellular region
Source: RefSeq, a predicted model, not a curated record
GACAGAGAGGAAACAACUUGACUGCCUUUCCAGUUCCUAAACACAGCCAUGAUUUCCACUGGAAGUCUCACAGGACUUUGGAUGAUGACACUGCUGACUCUUCACAGUGCCGAUCUGGGAGAAACUAGAAGAAACUCCUUGAAUGAGCCGGACGUCCCCUUCCCACCUGCCUGUCCCACUCCUCAAAACCUGGCGGCCAUUUGUCAUUCCAGUCAUGGUCGUCCCAGAUACACAGCCAGCUACUUCCCACGCUCAGGUGCCAGCCACUUCAUCCGCCGUGGAAAAGCCAUCAAUCACCUGGAGUCCUGGUUCAGCGUGUGCUGCAGUGGGCAAGUAGCACAGCAGAGCGACAAGAUCCUCUGCUGCGCCGUUCAAGCGUGGAAACAAGCCUUGUCCCAGUUCUGCCAGGAAGAAUACUCCACCAUGAGUCCCGCUUAUGAGUGUUGUCAGAAAAGUGGAAACGAAAAAUGGAUAUGCUUCAACAGCGACCUGCCGAACCCCCACUACAGCCCCACACCAGGGUACACUGCACCCACAGUCCCUCCACAGCCGGGAUUCACAUUCAACCCCCAAGACUGCUAGACUGAAAGAGACAAAAGCCAAAAAAUAACUGAUGGCUUUGUAAAAACAUUAAGGUAAAUACUGCUUCCUAUCCUGCAGGUUUCCAGACCUGAACAGGACUUACUGGUUUGGCUCAUGCUCUGUAGAGAUGAUAUUAAUCAGACUUUCUUAUGCAACUUCAUCAUUUUAAUGUAGUUCCAUGCUUUUUUUUUUAUUUUUUAUUAUAUCUCAAAUAAAAUGCAUUUUUCACUGUAUUACAUGUGGUUAAAGGAAU